This is a messenger RNA of Caretta caretta (loggerhead turtle), 5422 nucleotides long. RefSeq names its product p21 (RAC1) activated kinase 6 (gene PAK6). Gene Ontology annotation, molecular function: protein serine/threonine kinase activity; ATP binding. Gene Ontology annotation, biological process: protein phosphorylation. Lineage: Eukaryota; Metazoa; Chordata; Testudines; Cheloniidae. The record is from RefSeq and is a predicted model, not a curated record.
AUCAUUGCCCCAGUGGCAGGUCUACUGGUUUUAACUUGAUUGCUGCAGUAAUUGCUCUAAGUAGAAGUUGUUCUACCUGGAACCUUGUUUAUAGAAUUGGAUUGUGUUGGGUUUGAACUGGGCUUCAACUGAAAUACGAAAGCAGAUCUUCAGGUUGGUGCAAAGUUAAUGUCUCCCCAGUUACUUCAAUGGAGCUGUUCUGCUUUACAUCAGUGGAGGAUCUGGGUCACGGUGUCUAAGACCCUGGGAAAGUAUCCCUUCCUUAUAUUGCAGUUUUGUGGCAUUCCAAGCUCUAUUGCUGAAAUUCAACUUCCUGAAAUGUCAACUCCAUAUUGCAUGUCUGAUUUUAAAAAUUGCUGGGGACGGAUGCAGGACAGUUACACAAGAGCUGAUGUCCAUGAUGUCUUUCCCUGGAUAAGAACCCAGGAGCACUUAGUGAAAUGAAAAGAAACCCACCAUCUCCCCAAGGAGGGUAAUGGAGCCCCAUUCUCUGUUUUAGAAGAGCAAGCUACAAGUGCUCACGUUCUCCACUUUUCCAAUGUGCAAGGCAAAGGAAUCUAUAAUCACAGAUUCUAGAAGUGUGAGGUUAUGUUCCACCAAUUAACUCCUCCACUUGGAGUAGAGCACAAGUCAGCCAUCUUCUGAUUUCAAGGCUUAGCUGAACGGAGAUGCAUGAAUAAUCUUUAUAUCCGUGAAUCUUGAUUAAAAUAUUGUCCUUGCUUCUGAUGCAGAAAAUGUCAUUCAGCCCCUACUCCCAUCCUCUCUUCUGAGAUCACAGAAUCAGCACAUAAUACAAAGGAGUCCCAGCAAAUGUCUAUUCAUUGCAAUGCAAACCUUAAUAGGAGCACAUAUCUACAAUGGGAUCCAUUCAGUUUGAGCUGCAAGACUUUAAUGGAAUUUGUCACUAUGGUCUCACCCAUGCUCCAAUGUGAGGACUUUAUAACUUCCUUCUAUUCUUCAAACACCUUUGCUUAUUGCCAGGGAGAGGGGGCGUCUGGCACUUUCAUAUACUCCUCCACAGCAGCUGGCAUCAGGCUAGUGCCGGUGAGUAAGCAGCUGCAAGGAUGAUGUGUGUUUGCGUGUGUGUGUGAGACACUGAACCAGGAUCUUUCUGAAGAAGCUUUGAGAUGAAAUUGCUGAGAAUUUUUGCCUGAAGCAAGGGAUGUUUCCCUAAUCUAAGACAAGCAGCAGCCUGCAAUCAGAGAGACGCAGUGGCUAAAGUCAGUCCAGAAGAGAGACUUUUCACAGAUCUUCUCAAGAGUCCAAAGGGAGAUGGUGAUGAGGAGGAGGAAGGAGGAUCUCAUGAGGCCCCAGUGUCAACAUUCAUCAUGCUCUUUGCAAUGAGAGCCUGAAACUUUCCAGCGCUGAACAUUUCUGUGUCUCAUCUACCACCACACCCUGAAAUCAAAUUCACAGCUAGGUGAACCAGGCACUGUACAAACAUGUCAGAGCUGCCUCCGCCCCCUUCUCUUCCGCUCUCUCUUGCCUUCUCCUUUCUCUUUCAAGUUUCUCGGAGAGUCAACGGAUUCCAGCGUGAGAAUAUUUCCACCUCACCACUGGUUCCGGAGCAGUGAGAAAUCUGGGGAUAUUAAGUGACUUAAUGUACUGGAGGACCGAACAGUGAAGUAGUCUGAGAAGAAGAAGAGAAGCACAUAGCUGGCAUCAUGUUCCGCAAAAAGAAGAAGAAACGACCGGAGAUCUCUGCUCCGCAGAACUUCCAGCAUCGGGUCCACACCUCGUUCGAUCCAAAAGAGGGUAAAUUCAUUGGCCUGCCCCCUCAAUGGCAGAACAUUCUCGACACCCUGAAACGCCCAAAGCCAGUCGUAGACCCUUCAAGAAUCACCAGGAUGCAGCUUCAACCUAUGAAGACUGUCGUGAGGGGCAGCAGCAUCGAAGUGGAGGGAUAUAUCUCUGGGAUACUGAAUGAUAUUCAGAAGCUUUCUGUCAUCAGUUCCAACACUCUAAGGGGAAAGAGCCCGACCAGCAGGAGGAGAGCCCAGUCACUUGGACUUUUGGGAGAAGACAGGUUCCCAGACAUGUAUCUUCAGAGCCCCGAGGUCAACUGGGAAGACAAAUAUGGAAACUAUCUCAACUGCAAUGGUGGAAGCAAAGCAGCCCGAAGGCAGACUAUGUGGCCAGAUUAUAAACCCAGGACAAAUGGGCAAUCUCAUCCCAAUGGUAUGGUAAUGAAAGCAAAGUCCCUUGGGCCUUCAGAAUUCCAAGGUGAGGGUGGGCGCUGCAUCCAGCUCACUUCAGUUUUGCAGCACCAACAGCGCACCUAUGUUCUGGCUGGAAAGAGUGACAAGGCAGAAAGAAGCAGCUCAGAAUGCUGGCCCCAGCCUUGCCUGGUGGCACAAGUGAAUCCCAGGCCUUCUGGGGCGGGAAGCCCUUGCCCCAAAUCGAGGGAAAACAGCUUGAAACGGAGGCUGUUACGAAGUGUGUUGCCCUCAUCUGGCGACUCAAAUAAGUCAGGUCCCACCCUGCAGAUAAAGUCUAAUGCUUUCUGCAGGCCCCAGCAAUGGGGUUCUCCACGCAGUCCUGCAAACAAAGCCCAGUCUCUUCCGCCUGACCAGCCAGCACCAGAUUUAACCAGGAUAAUUUCAGAAGCUGGUACCCCCCAGAAGAGCCCAACAACUGAGAAGGCAACUACAUUGCCACAGGGCAGGCCAUCACCAGCAGGAUCCCCCCGAAACAGACACACUCAGAGCAGUUCCAGCAACCUUCACCUGUCCCAAGACUCUUCUGCUAAAGGACAGUUGGCCAGUGAGGACCCUGUGGUCGUGACUCAUGAGCAGUUCAAGGCCGCCCUCAGAAUGGUUGUGGACCAGGGUGAUCCCCGGACAUUGCUGGAGAACUAUGUGAAGAUUGGUGAAGGGUCCACAGGCAUUGUCUGCAUCGCUCGUGAGAAGCACUCUGGGCGACAGGUGGCAGUAAAGAUGAUGGAUCUGAGAAAGCAGCAGCGACGGGAACUUCUUUUUAAUGAGGUGGUGAUAAUGAGAGACUAUCAGCACAUCAAUGUGGUGGAGAUGUAUAAAAGUUACCUGGUGGGAGAGGAACUCUGGGUGCUCAUGGAAUUUUUGCAGGGAGGAGCCCUCACAGACAUUGUGUCUCAAAUCAGGCUAAACGAGGAACAAAUUGCAACAGUGUGUGAGUCGGUGCUGCAAGCCCUUGGAUACUUGCAUUCCCAGGGUGUGAUUCACAGAGACAUUAAGAGCGACUCCAUUCUCCUGACCCUUGAUGGAAGGGUGAAACUCUCAGAUUUUGGCUUCUGUGCUCAGAUCAGUAAAGAUGUACCAAAAAGGAAGUCCUUGGUAGGAACUCCAUACUGGAUGGCUCCAGAGGUUAUUUCAAGGGCUCCAUACACUACUGAGGUGGAUAUCUGGUCUCUAGGGAUCAUGGUGAUAGAGAUGGUGGAUGGAGAACCCCCCUAUUUCAGUGACUCCCCAGUCCAAGCAAUGAAGAGACUCCGUGACAGUUCUCCUCCCAACCUGAAAAAUUCUCACAAGACUUCUCCAGUUCUGAGAGACUUCUUGGAACGGAUGUUGACACGAGAUCCCCUAGAAAGAGCAACAGCACAAGAGCUUCUGGAUCACCCCUUCUUGCUCCAGACUGGACUUCCAGAGUGCCUGGUCCCCCUUAUUCAGCAGUACAGGAAGCGCACCUCCACCUGCUGACUCUGAGCAUGGGGAAAAGCCAGUAUCCCAGCACUGGAAAUUCAAGUUCUCUUCUGGAAACACUGGUUGUACUUGACCAAGAACUCAAGCAGUGUCACUCUGCGAACAGUGCUUAGAACUUGUCAGUAUUUUUUUUUUUUUUAAAGGAUGAAUGUGAAAAUUCCCCCAAGACCUUUAGCUGCUUCCCUUUUGCUGAAGACAAUCAAGUCAGACCCAAUAUCUUUCAAGAACAAAACAGAGGCAUGACAUGGCUUCUGGAAUCUCGUAUUUCUCUUACAAGAAUGGCAUUUUAAAGAUGUUUGAAUUUGUAUAUUGAAGUGUCUGCAAACUCUGGAAAAUUUUAACUACUGGCUAUCAAAUUGGAACUGUAUUCCCCAAACAAAAAUGUGAUCUUUGUUUUUUAAUGCUAGUUGUACACUGAGUCCUGAGCUGACCCAAAAGAGAUGCAUUUUGAGGCACCAACGUUCUAAAAAAUCCUAUCUUAAACAAUGCACAAGGAUUUCAACACUUUUUUGAGACUUUUCUCUUAUUAUUUUAUCUCAUUCCACAAGUGUGAACAUCAUUGGGCCUGGAAAAGAGCUACCUGGAGGGCAGAUGUAAUAUAUGUUUGGUUGCUUUCCAACUUCCUCCUUUGCAUCAAACUGCUUCAUUUCUAUGGAGAAUAUAUGUGGUUUAACAAGACAAAAAGGUGGUCUGUCUUGACUCGACCGCAUGAUCUUAGAUAUGUGGAGGGAUGAUGAUCCUUGGCAAAGGCCUUCUCUAAGUGUCUCUCUCUCUCUCUCUGCUCUAUAGAGAAAGUACUGCCUGCCACCAGAAUCCUAUGGCUGAAGCUUCAUAACAUGUGACACCACUACCUUUUCCAACACUGACUUGAAUGGGAGGCAAAAUGGUGUUCUCAGCAGGAAGGUUUUAAGAAAGCUUGUCCCAGGAUCUAGAUCCCCCUGGGUACAUUGGAUUUAUAUCAAGAAAUGCUGCCUUGAAACAGCUGUUAGGUAGGACUUUGUACCAUUGUGAAUUCUGUAACAGGCUCAAUAAAAAAUUGAAGAUGUCCUGUCUAUCCCAUUGGAAGAUGUUUGUUUUCUUGGUGAGAAAGUUUGGCUUCCACCUCCCAUGUUUUGUUACAGUGAAGGGUGAUGAGGGGAGGGAGCGGUUGUGUGUAGUUUGUAAUUGGCAUGUCCACCAUCCUUGAAAUGUCUGAAGGUUUCUGUUUGUGUAAGGAGCCGCUUCAAUCUUUUUUAAAGUAAAUUUAGAAUUUUUGUACAAGCUCACUGAUCAGUGAGAUAGUCAUGGUCACUUUGACUCCUAGGUCAGGUUUUAACAUGUACAGUAAUGUGUUUAAAGUCAUGCAGAUAUCUGGAACUUAGUCUUAUCUGUGAAACUGGGAUAUCAUUUUGCAGCCAAAUUAUAAAGAUCAUAGAAAUUUGGAUUUUUUUAGGGCACCCCAACUACCCAAAAAAAACCCCCUAAUUAUUGAAUUUUCUUUAGGAUGUUUUUUAUCCUCCUCUUUCCCUCUACCACCUUCCCUGUUACAGAUUUUGCAAUAGACUUUUAGCUGUAAUAAAUUACAUGAAAUCAUCUAGCCGCCUGGAUGAAACUGAUGCAAAAAAUUUCUGUAUUUCCAAGUAUCCUGUCUUUUUAUGCAAAAGAGCAGAGCCUUUUUAAAGAGGCCUAUAAUUUGAAACACUGUCUGUUUGUGAAUUGGUUGCACUUGUGUUUUAAAUUAAAGUAGAUCUUGAUCUAUUCAUUAA